Messenger RNA from Ichthyophthirius multifiliis, 6220 nucleotides. RefSeq lists its product as hypothetical. The transcript is spliced from 10 exons. The record is from RefSeq and is a predicted model, not a curated record. Lineage: Eukaryota; Ciliophora; Oligohymenophorea; Hymenostomatida.
UACUUUUAAUCUUUAAAAGAAUAGCAAGGAAUAUGCCAAAAAUCUUUAAAUUUUAACAUAAAAUAAAUGAAUUUAAUCACACCAUUAGAUAGCUAUAAUGAAAAAGUUGGCUUUUAAGAAAAGGUUGUAGAAAAAUUUAAGGAUUAAAGCAUAAAAUAAACAGAUUAAUAGUUACAUUUAUUUAGUUAAAGUCUAAAAAAUCAAUUAGCUGAAUAUUAUUUGAGAAAUUCAGUGUAAAUAAAUUAUGCUCUUUAAUAAUAAAAUUAAAAUCCAUUUGUUUUAUUUGAAGACUUUAGCAAUGAUAUGGGAAAAAUUAAAAAUUGUGCAUUAGAUAGUUGGAAUUUUAUGAAAUUAAAAGGUAAUAAUCCUUAAAAAUGGCCUAUUGAUUUAGAAUCGUUUUUAAUUAAUGUUAAAAAUAUGCCAUUUUUAUAUUUUUUUAAUGAACCAGAUCAUGUACAUUAGGAAUUUUUUGAAAAAAUAAAAAAUGUUAUCGAUAAUAAUAUAAAUAUAUUAUAAAAUACAUAGGAUGUUAUUAAAAGAAAAUAAAUUUUUGAAUUAUUAUUAGAUGUUAAUUAUGCAUAUUUUUAUGUUUCAUUUAAUAAAGGAGAUUUUAAUUUAUUAAUUGAUUUCAUUGACAAUAUUAUGAAAAAAUGCUUAAAUGUAUUAACAGAAGAAGAAAAAAAAAUAUUCUUUUAAAAAAUUAGUUAAGAAAUAUUGACUUAUUUAGAUAAAAUAGUUGAAUAUUUGUAAGAAAAUAAUAAGAAUUUACACUAUAUGAAUUAAUUUUGUAAUUUAGGAGGUUUUAAAAUAUCUAUGUUUUAGCAAUUUUAGAAACAAAGCUUUAAUACAACUUCUAUUACUACAGAUGGAGUAUAUUUGUAUAUAUAUGUAAGUUGCUUAGAUGGAGGUAUGUUUAAAGUUGGUACUGGAAAAAAUAAUACUGUUCCAGGAAAAGUUUAUUUGUUUUAAAAUUUAAAUAAAAACGAAGAAGCUUAUUGGGUUUAUUUAAAUAAAAAAUUAUAUUUGAGAUUAAGUGGAAAAGAGGUAAUUUUAUUUAUUUUUUAUUUUAAAUAAAAAAAUAAAUUAAAAGCUUGGAAUUAUUGAUGUCAUUUGUAGUGAAAAACUUGAGUUUAUAAAAAGUAUUUAAAUUAAAAAUGAAGAAAUGUUUGAGGGAAUAUAAUAAAUUAGUAUAAAUAAAAAUUUUCCUUUGUUAAGUGACGGUGAAUUUUUAUAUAUUAUUGGGAAAAAAAUAAUUAAUUAAGGCGUAAAAGAAAAAAAAGUGUAGAAAUUAAUCGAAGAAAAGGCUUAUAUGCCAAAAGAAUGUACUAAAUUAUAACAAUAAUAAUAAUUAAAAAUGGAUAUCUUAUAUUAAUAAUAAUUAUUGUUAUAAAUAUAAUAAGAAUAGAAAAAAUAAUUAGAAGAAAUCGCAGGAUAAAGACGAGAAGAUGGACAAGAAGAAAAAUUCGAAGAAAUUAGUGAAGAAGAAUUACUUUAAUAAUAAUAAUUAUUUAAAAUGCAUUAAUUAUAAUAGAUUUAAUAAAAAUAAGAAAUUCUUUAACUUAUUUAAUAUAAGGGAAAAAAUUUAAAAAGAAAAAGAAUAAUAAUAAAUUAAAGAUUAAUAAUUAUUAUUGAAAGAUUAAUAGCUUUAAUAAAAAAUUGUAGCUAUUAAAAAAAUUAAGAAGUUGGAUAAAAAAAUAUUUAAGAAGAAACUGAUAUUUAAAAUAAAGAUAUUGAUUCAAAUUAUAAUAGAAUUAUUGAAUAUUGUUUGUAUGUAUAUAAUAUUGAAUAAUAAGAUGAGCAUAUUGUUAGAUAAUAGUAAACUAUAACAUAAUAAUAUACAUAUAAAUCGAAAACAAUACUAGGACAAGCUGAAAUUACAACCGACAUAUCGAAAGCAAUAAAAAAUACCGCAGAUAUAUCCGUAAAAGACAAUUCUUUGAUUUUACCAGCAAAUGUAGCUUCUUCAUUUUGGACUAUGAAUAAAGAUUAAAUUAGUCUUUAUAGUGAAUAAGGAAUUAAGAUUUUUUCGAAAAAACCUGAAGAUGUAUAUGAGAUUAAUCCUUAUAGUUAUUUUAAGUCUUUAGAAGAAAAUAAUAUUGAAAAUAGUGAUAUUAAUAAUAAAGAUAAACCUUAAAAAUUACUAAAAACUACUUUAAUUACAAAAAUUAAUGUUAAUAAAAAAGCUUAUCCAUUAAAUCCAGCUUUUCAUGGUUGUUAUGAUAUCUAAAAUAAUAUAUAUUAUAUCCUUAAUUGGUCCAUAAAUAAUCAAAAUUGUGAAUUUCCUUCAUUAAUAAGUAUGGUAUCUGAAUAAAAAUCUUACAUUAAUCUUUAAUAUCAUAAAUAUGUAGAAAAUUUAAUAGAAAAAAAUGAUACUAAUAAUUAAUAAUAAUAACAAGAAAAUUAUGAGAAUGAAUUUGAAAUUAAAUUUAUGUCAAAAAUACUUUCAUUAUAAAAAUUUAGACAAUAAAUUGUUUGGAAAUUAAAUAAAUGGGAAUAUACAUAUGGAUAUGCCUUAUAAGAUAUUCAAGUUUUAUAAUAAAUAAAUUAAAGUUAGGGAAAUAAAAAACAAAAUAUUGAAGAAACCAAGAACAUUUUAUUGAAAUAAAAACAGAAAAUAAUAUAAAAAAUGAAUAAAUAUUUAGAAUAAAAUAAAUUGAAUUAAAAAAAUUGCCAAAAAAAUGAAAAAAUUCUAAUAGAAAUAACUAAAGAAUACGCAUUUUGUAUAAAUGGUUCUAUUUAGUAAUUUUUAGUUAUUUUUGAGAAAAUAAAUAAUUUAUAUUAAAAUAAUUAAUUUCUUAUAGAUGAAAAAAAAAUUUUUUUAAGUCUAAUUUAGUUACUUUAUUGGGUUUUACAUUGUGAUGUUUUGUCUAUUUAAAAAAAAGAAAUUUGCGAUAAAUUUGGGAAGAUUUUUGAAGUUUUGGUGACUUUUAUUUAGUUUUUUUAAGAAAAAAAUAAAAUUGUUUUGGAAUUAAUUUCUCAUAUUUUUAGUUAAGGAUGGAAUUUAUUUAAUAAAAGCAAUUCUUAGUAAAUUACUGUUUUUAAAAAAUUACUUGAAAUUAAAAACAAAGAGUUCAACUUUUUUGAACUUCUUUAUAAAAAUUAAGGCUUUUCUUGCAAAACAAUAUAAUUAGAUAUGUAAUUUAAAGAUAUCUAGUUAAUUGAAUAUAUAUAAAAUAAAUCAGAUUUAUUAGAAUAGGUUGAUAUGUAAACUAAUUUUGCUUAAAUUUUUGCAAAAAAUAAGUAAAUUAGGGUUAAUUAAUAAAUGUUUUGUUAACCUUUUUGUUUACUAUUGAUUGAAGAAAUCGAUUAUUUAAAAAAUUUAAAAAGUGAAUAUAUAGAAGAAGAUGAAGAAGUCAAAGACAAUGAAUAAGAUAUUUAGGAAGAAAAUUAGAAUUAUUUUACAUAGAAAAUAUUUGGAAAUUACUCUGAGGGAAUUGAUUAAGUUAUUGAAAAAGUCUUCGAAACUAAUCAUCCUUAUGAAAGGGGAAAAGUCAUCUAGUUUGAAUAGAAUAUUUUCCCAGGAGCAAUUGCUAUUGCAGUUCAUUUCGAUAAAAGGUGCUAGUCAGAUACGGCUAAUGAUUUUUUAUCUAUUUAGGCUUGGUAUGAUAAUUAAAAAUCUACAAAUAAUUAAAUGGGGAGCUUUUCUUAUUAAUAGAAAGAAGGAUUGGGUAAAUAUUUUAAAAUUUCUGGCAAGAAUGUACCUAAGAAAUUACUUAUUUUAUUAGGAAAUUCUAUUUAAGUGGACUUUUAAUCUUCUGGACAUGCUAAAGAUGAAAAAUCUUUAAGUAGAUGGGGUUAUAAAAUUAAUGUGAGACCGAUAUAUGGAAUGAAUAAGAAAAUGUGGUAAGAGGAAAUAUAAAAUGAAGAAGAUUUCAUAAAAUUAAAAAUAAGAUUUGGUAAUGAAGAAAAAAUAAAUGAUUGGUUAAAUACAAUGAAGUUGUGUGCAAUUUCAAUUAUUGAAAGUAAGAAAAAAACAAAAAAGAAGAAGAAGAUGAUGAGGAAGUAGAAAAACAAAUAGAGUAAAAUAUAGAUUACAAAGAAGAAGAAUUAAAUAAAUUUUUACUAGAAAAUUUCCUUUAAAGAUUUGGCGGAGGUAAAAGCGAAGCCUUAAAAGCUCUUUGUAAUUCUCGAAACAUAUUUUAUAAUGAAGACUAACUUCAAUAAACUUCUAAGUAAGUUUUCGAAGCUUGCAAAUAAUACAUAAAUGAAAAUAAAGAACAAUAAUAGUAGCAAUCAGCUUAUAAGCUAGUAGGAUUAAGGACUUUAUAAAAAAAUAAAUCAAUAUAUCAUUAAAUGGGUUACUUUAGGAAUAAUUGAAAAAUAUUAAUUUGGUUCUUGCGGAUAUCUUAACUAUUAUGAGUGGAAAUAAUAAUUUAAUGUGGAAUCGAUUAGAUUAAAAUAAUAAUAGCAAUAGUGGGUUUUUUGAGAAAUUUUUUGAAAAUAUAUGCGAAUUGGGACUUUUGUCUAUUUCUUUUACACAUAUGAGUCAAAAAUUCGAAGAUAUAGUACUUUUGGUGAAUUUAAUAAGUCAUUCAGUUUAAAACAUUUUGUUUAAAAUCAUCACUACGGCUCCUUAUAAAUAUAUAGAAAUGCUCUGUGGAAUUCUAAUUUAGGUUUUAAAAAAAGAAGUAGGUUUUUCGGAAGAAUUUGAGAUUAAUUUAAGGAUUUUUUUGAGAAUUUUUGAUUAUGUUGGGAGUUAUAGACUAAAAUUUUUAUUUAAAAUUUUCGAGGAUAUCCUUACUAAAAGAUAUGUUGCCUAAGAUAAAAAAAAUAAAAGUUUUAAUAUUGAUGUUUAUGUUUAAUUGGCUGAUGUGUUGACUUUUUUGGUCUUCCAUAGUGAAAAUCCGGUCUAAAUAAGACUGAUUUUGAGAUGUUUGAACGAUUUUAUUACCAGAUUGUAUAUAAUUGAUUAAUAAUGAAAAGAAAAAUCCAUUUUAAUACAAAUAUUAUUUGGUAGAAAUCGAAAAUAUAAAUGAUAUUAUUACUAAAGGAUAUUCAAAAGAUUUAGGUUAGAAUUAUUUGGGAAUUACUUAGAACUUACCAUAGCCUUCUUUGAAAAGAAAGUUUUUAGAAUUUGAAAUGCCUAAAAGUGAUAUUUUUAAAAUUAAUAAUAUGAAUUUAAUCAACCAGAAAAUCGGCGACUUAAUUUUUAAUGUUUAAAACAAUAACUCAUUAAAAAGCUAGAUGAAUAAUUACUUUAAAUUAUUUAGUACACUGUAAUAAUUUAAGAAAAGAUAUAGUUCAUUAUAUCUUACUUUUUCAUAAGAUUAUUCAAAAAAAAAGAUUAGUAAUAGUAAUAGUAAAAUGAAUUAAAAAAAAACGAGUAAUAAUAUAUUGUCUUAGGGCAACUUACUUCCGAGGAAGAUUUUACUUUUCUACUUAAAGCCUUUUAUUAUUGGGAAGAACUAUAUCCAUCUUCUUCUUUAAAUUAUCCAAAAACUGUAGAAGAAUAUUUAGAAAGCAAAAAAACUUUGGAAUAAAAAAAAGAUUAAUAGAAAACAAAUGGUUAACCUGAAAAAGCAGAGGCUUAAUAAACUGAUAGUACAAAAUUAUAAAAAUUGAUGGAAAAAUUAUUUAUUGCCUUACCUGAUAUUAAUGGAGUUUCGGAAAAUGAAUAAAAUUUACCAAUAGGGUGGUAUUUUAAUUAUAUAGGACUUUUUAAUGAUUUAAAAGUGUUUUAGUCCGAAUAAAAAAGAGGAAAAAUAAAAAAGAAAGUUAAAAUUGUUUGGUAAAAUUUAGCUUUGACGAAUUUGAGUAAAAAAAUGGAAUUAGCAGAUAAAGAAAUUAAAGAUUUUUAAGAAACAGAUCCUGAAGAUGUUAAAAUAGAAAUCAUAAAAGUUAAAAACUUCAUAAAGAGAAUAUAAAAUCAUUUAAAAGAUAUUUAGACUAUUGCUUCUUUAUUUAAUAUUUUCGGCUAUGCGCCAAUGUUUGAUUAUUUACCAAAAGAUAAAGCUGAAUAAUUAGCUGCUAUUAUCAAUUUAGCUAUUUAGAAUAAAUUAAAUAAUAUACCGCUUGAUCAUAUUUAAGAAUAAUAUAGAAAAUAAGUAGAUCCAAAUGAAAAUAUAUUACCUAAGUAAGAAAAAAAAUAAAUUGCUUCAGUUUUAUGGAAAGAUUGUGAAGCUGAUAAAGGAUCAUAAAUGUCAGUUUAAAUAUGCGAUAUUUCUAUAUUUCCUAUUUUUGAAUAAGGAAUUGAUUAUAUUACUUCUUUGCCAUCUAAAGU